This is a messenger RNA of Carya illinoinensis, 2580 nucleotides long. RefSeq names its product OVARIAN TUMOR DOMAIN-containing deubiquitinating enzyme 12-like. Gene Ontology annotation, biological process: protein deubiquitination. Gene Ontology annotation, molecular function: cysteine-type deubiquitinase activity. The record is from RefSeq and is a predicted model, not a curated record. Bases 1087 to 2121 code for a protein of 344 amino acids. The transcript has 14 exons. Lineage: Eukaryota; Viridiplantae; Streptophyta; Magnoliopsida; Fagales; Juglandaceae.
UUAUACCCCUAGCACAGUCCCAUAAUUAUCAGUUUAACUUUUUUUCACUUGAUUUUUUUUGGGGUUUGGAAUCAAUCACAUUAUUCGUACGAAUAUUUUGCACAGAUUUGCUUGCAGGUUUUUGGAAGUUGUUGGGUACUGCAUACAGACCAUGCACAUGGCGUUUUGAAAGUAUCUAUGAUAAUUGGAGUACUUUUUAUUCUCCAUUGAUAGGGCCUUCCCGCCGUAGUAGUCCCGCAGAGAGAGAGAGAGAGAGAGAGAGAGUGAGAGAGAGAGGGAGAGCGAAAACCGGACGGCGAAUCUCUCUGUUUUGUGUAUUUGUAAGUUUGUGAAUCGGUCAACGUCAGGGUCUUCAAGAUUCGCUCCCCAGACUCUCUGAAACACUGACCGAAACCUCGUGACGUUCGUCACUUUUGCCGUUUUGGCCCUUUUCACUCGUUCGCUCGCUCGCUCGCUCGUUAACGACGAAUACUCAGUGCUUAAAAAUAUUCUCUCCAUUGAUGGAUUAUUCCGUGGCGUCUCGAACCCGCUUUCCCAAAUUAUUCAUAUAAUUAACCGAAUUCUCUUUAAUUAUAAAAUAUUUUUUUAAGCUUGAUCUUAAUUAAAUUAUUCUCUCUGUUUUGUUUUUUGUUUUUUUGUAAGAAAAAAAAAAUUAUGUUAUUGUUUAUUUCUUCAACAUUUGGAUCUUUUCUUGCUGGGUCUCGAUCAGCGUUACAGACAUGAUCUGGAUGUUAUUCGAUUCGGAUAGAAGGGGCAUUCCGAUAGAGAUAUUUGGAAAGCUCCAUUUCGAUCCCGUGACCAGUAACUUGUUCUAGCGGUUACUUCAACUCAACCGGCUUUCUGGAAGCCGGCGGAUCUAUACAGGUAGAAAGGCAUCUUGAAUUUCCCAGUACACCAAAAGAAAAGAAUUGUGGAUGGCCAUAGAAUCUGUUGAGGAAGAUGUCUAUGAUGCAACUUACAAUGGGUUAACUAUUGCCUAUAAGUAAAGGUUACGCUAUUAACCUCUAAUUUUGAAGGUUGUUUUUGGGAUUAGACCUUUCUGGUUGGUGUGACACAAUCAGACCUGAGAGCUUCCAUACAUUGCAAAUGACAACAUACGAGCAAGAUCCUGAUGUUCUUCAGUGGGGUCUACAGCUCUUUGACAGUGAUCCAUACUCUAGUUGUGGAUAUUAUGGCACUAUUAUGCAAGGUGACAUGGAUCAUUAUCAUGGACAUUAUUUUGAGGGAGAUAAUUAUGAUACAGAAUGUAGCAAUAUUGAAAAUGAUGAGCUUAUUGCCCAAGCUCUUCAAGAAGAACUAUCACAACUUGCAGUUGUAGAAGCACCUGGAUCUCCUGAUGAAGAAUUGGAGCGUUUGCAAUUAUCUGUUGUCUCACAGGAUUGGCUUGGUCAGUCUUUGAAAAACUCUGGCUCUGGUCAUGAAUGUGGCCAGGAAGAGGAUGAUACUAUGAGACCUUCUACUUCAUGUUCUAGCCCUGAUGAAAACUCAUACUGUGGGGAUGAGCUGUCAUAUUCAUUGGAGUUGAUGGAUGAGUAUGCUUUUGAUGGAGAAGUGGGAAAAAGGUUGACUCUGAUGGUUCCUGUUCCUCAUGUACCAAGAAUUAAUGGGGAAAUACCCUCAGUUGAUGAAGAAACAUUAGAUCAUCAAAGGCUACUGGACAGAUUGCAGUUAUAUGAUUUGGUUGAGCAUAAAGUUCAAGGUGAUGGUAACUGUCAGUUCCGAGCUUUAUCGGAUCAAUUUUAUCGAACUCCUGAGCACCACAAAUUUGUGAGAGAGCAAGUUAUAAAUCAGCUUAAAUCUUACCUGGAGAUUUAUGAGGGAUAUGUUCCCAUGGCUUAUGAUGACUAUCUGGAGAAGAUGUCCAAGAGUGGUGAAUGGGGUGAUCAUGUAACUUUGCAGGCUGCUGCAGACUCGUAUGGUGUUAAAAUAUUUGUGAUAACAUCUUUCAAGGACACCUGCUACAUUGAGAUUCUUCCUAAUGUUGAGAGGUCAAAGCGAGUAAUUUGUUUGAGCUUUUGGGCAGAGGUGCACUAUAACUCAAUAUAUCCUGAGGGAGGUGGGUUGAGUUGGAAGCUACAGCUUUUUCAACAUUUCAUCAGAUGUGCCAGCAUCCAUGAUUAAGAAGAAGAAAAGAAGGUGGAUGUUAAGAAAUAAGCAUUUGGAAUCACCAGAUCAAGGCUGAAUGAUAAUAAUAGACUUUGCGCUAUUACGUUCUGGCAGGGUUCCUUCCAGAUUGGUUUUCCAGCCAUCUUACCGACUUUUUCCAGCCAUCUAACCGACUUUUUGGCUGGGUUCCUUCCAGAUUGUUUGAAGGCAUGAAUGGUGCCGUACCUAGGCCUUAUCUGUAUGCUGCUGAUGCGACUCCAUACCUGCAAUUUUUUUUUUUUUAAAAAAAUCGUUUUUAUUGCGAAACUCUCCUUUUUGUUUCGCUACCAGUGCAGUUACUCUGCAACUUUUGCCUUCUGCUUUUCCAAAUCUGUUCCAGCUUGUGCACAAAAUUCUAGAAGCUUGCAUGUGCCAUUGAGGUCACAUUUACGGUUUGAGUAUUGGUAAUGACAAGUACAAGCGCAUUUCUGGGUU